CUUGGCUGGUGCCCUCACUGAGUGUUUCGUACGCGAUUCUGGCAUGGACCCGAAAGCCAAAUCUUCCAAGUCUCGUUAUUAUCUUCAUUACUGCCUCUUCAGUUGGAUCUCGGGUGGGACGUCUUGGUUUCCUCCUUCCCUGCUUCCCCCGCGUAAACAGAAGAAAACUGGUCUGUGAAGCUGCAGCUUAGUAGUAUUAAACGCUUUCAGAUUCUCAGCUAAAGUAGUACUAGAAAGAUAACAUGAUUAUAAUUAUUAAGAUUAAGGCCCUUGAACAAACAGCCUGGCUAAUCACAGUGGCUCUUCCCUGCAAGCUCUUUACACGACAGUCGCAAAGGGGAUUGAUUAGAGGCCUGGUAAAUCAUUUUCUGCUGACUGGCUUCUCAGUGCAAUGCAAUAACAAAACAAUGGCUUAUGCCUGAAACUUACUCCAGUAUUCAGCCUGCUGGGUGCUGCUCUGGCUGAAUCAAUGCUGAUUAGUGCACUCAGCAGCAAAACUUUUUGCAGUCCGGAGGCAAAAUUCAGAAAAGAAUCCCAAAUCGGCCCAGUGAGUUGUCUUUGACUGCGCACGAGAUUAAGAUUUCAUGUCUCUUGGUAACUGUGAGAUGUUUCUAGAUUUUGACUUCUCCUUUUUUGCAGUCAGGACUGAGGAAGUGGCCAAUCAUUGACUCCGUGACCCUGCAGUUGGUUUGCAGGGGGCCGAAACAGUUAGUCCUCUGUGUUCUCUGUGGUGUGUGUCCAGGAUGUCAUCACCAUGCUGUACCUCUGCUGUGCUGGUAGUCUUUAUGGCCCUUGCUGUGGGUGUGGGGGCUGAACAGUCGAAAGAGAGGAGCUGUGAUGUGGUUGGUGAUGAGAGCAGCGAGUCUCAAAUGGAAAGAGCCCUGCUGAAGAAACUGGAACCCCUGAGCCAGAUAAGGUUUAACGUGACUGUGGAGGAAGGCAAAACAGAAAACUACGUCUACCAUUUCAGGGUGUGCAGGGAGGUCAACAGCACCUUGCAUGAUUUUGGUGGCCUGGUGCAAACAGAUAGACAGAAUGGGAAGACCACAGUGAUAGGAAGAAUCAAUGAAACCCAGGUCUUCAAUGGAAGUGACUGGAUCAUGUUGAUUUAUAAAGGAGGUGAUUCAUAUGGAAGGCACUGCAGUGGUGAGAAGAGAAGAGCUGUGAUAAUGAUUUCUUGCAAGCGGGGAGUUACAGCGAGUUCAUUCAGCAUUGUUUUGGAGGAGCGGGAAAAGGAGCAGGACUGUUUCUACCUCUUUGAGAUGGACAGCAGUGUGGCUUGUCCAGCUGAGGAUUCCCGCCUCAGCGUUGGCUCCAUUCUGCUGAUCACGUUUGCUUCGCUGAUUGCAGUCUACAUCAUUGGUGGGUUCCUCUACCAGCGCCUUGUAGUGGGAGCAAAGGGCAUGGAACAAUUUCCUCACUUUGCCUUCUGGCAAGAUGUGGGCAAUUUGGUCGCGGAUGGCUGUGACUUUGUCUGCCGAUCUAAGCCUCGAAAUGCGCCAGCUGCGUACCGUGGCGUGGGUGAUGACCAGCUGGGUGAGGAGUCAGAAGAACGGGAUGACCAUUUGCUACCGAUGUGACAGGCUUUCAGCAUGGAGUUCUUUUCUCUCCAUCUCCCCAGCUGCUUGUUUAGCUGGGUGCCUCCCAGCCAGUUCUCCUUCUCUCACUUCUGAUUUUCUUUACACUAUUUGCUUUCGCUGUCCCUGGUGUGUCAAUUCCCAUGGAUGCCUCUGGGUGUGAACAGCACUGGUCCCUGAAGGCACGUCUUAUGAAUAUAGUGCUGGUUUAGCUUUUCAAAAAUGCAGCAGAGCCGGGGGGGUGGGGUGGAGAAAGUGCUGAGGGCUGAGUAGAAGGCAGCAAGAAAGCAGUAUGAGCGUUCAGCACUGAGCAGGAACGGGAGGUCAAUCACUGAGAGGAAAAAAGGGCCAUGGGUGGGUGCAGAAAGGGGAAGGAAAAAUGAGGCAGUGGGUUAAAACAGCUGAGACUGUAGGAGGGAUCUUUUGUGGUUUUUUUUUUUUCCUUUUUUCCUGGGGUUUACAGGAUCUGUAAGACACUGGAAUUAUUUUUCUUUGAAUGCAUCUUCAGCUUUUUGAGCUUCAGCACUGUUAUGCGCUGUUUCUGCCAGCAUAUCCUGCCCAGAGUGCUCUAUGCCAGACUCCGGGGGGGUGGAAGAGGCAUUAGCACCUCUGCAGUCUUUUCUUUUCCUAAUGGCAAUAUGUUGAAGAGUGCACACUGGCUUCCUUCAACAGAUGCAAAGGGAUGCAUGCCAUCCUCUCAGACUGGAGAGGGGGAAUGCUACAAAAACCAUAGGCGUUAAGUACAGUCUUGUGACUUUCCAGUUCAUUCAAAAUAUUUUUUCAGUCUUCUCAAUCAUUGAGAAGCAAAAGCUGCUAAGUAAAGGGAACAUUUGCUGAAACAGAAACUGACAUCAAGGCAAAACGAGACAGGUAGCUGUCACUUGAGUUCGAUUACAAGCUUCCCCAGGUGACUGCCCACACAGCUCAGUCACCGUCAGUGUUGUGAUUUUGCACUUUCCAAAAGUUCCUUGUUUGGCAGGAGGCUUUCCCGUGAAGCUACCAGAAUUUAUUUUUAUUAAAAAGGGGACCACAGAAGCCAAGGACAAGAAUGCUAACAUGUUAAAAACCACAUAAAGCACUGCUGUGCUUUCAAGGUCAGCUUUCAUAAACCACUGUCCCCUUAGGCAUGGUGCAGACCUGUCUUAAGAUACUUGCCCUGUGCAGCUGGUACUUGCAUGCUGCUACUGGCUGGGAGUGAGAGAGACCUUUUCCUGGGGCCCUGGUGAAAAGCAGGUACAGCUGAGUGGUAAGACUUGAGUGGAACCUUCAGGAACUUGGCUUUUUAUGUGAGGGGCUAGACUCUGAGCAAUCCCAUUCUGCCCUGUUGUAGACUGGCAAAGAACUGCCUUCAGUCUUGAGGGCAGAGAAUGUGAAUAAGCCACUGCUGCUAGUGGCAGAGUACAGACAAGAUUCCUGUAUUGUUAAUAUUACCACAGCAGUCUGAUUGGUGACAUUGAGGGACAAGGGGCAGCCCUGCUUUCUUGCUGGGUUUAGAGUGGGCAAAUGGUUCCUGCUUUCUUUGACUUUUUGUUACAGUCUCGAUCUUUCUCACAACAUGGGAAAAA
Molecule: messenger RNA, 3142 nt
Organism: Egretta garzetta (little egret)
Lineage: Eukaryota; Metazoa; Chordata; Aves; Pelecaniformes; Ardeidae
Gene: M6PR
Product: mannose-6-phosphate receptor, cation dependent
Exons: 6
Coding region: 744-1580 (278 amino acids)
Biological process (GO): protein targeting to lysosome
Cellular component (GO): trans-Golgi network; Golgi apparatus; endosome
Molecular function (GO): protein domain specific binding
Source: RefSeq, a predicted model, not a curated record